UAUUUAGCUUCUGAAAAAUUCAGGUUCCCCUUUUCAAAUGCUUUACUGUUUGUGCUUUGGCAAAAGGUUCAGAUAGUCGCCUGCUUCUCUCUCACAGCCUAUUCUAGGUGUUCACAUUCCUGCAACAGAGAAGUUGUUGCUACUGAAGUAAAAGAAAUGGUGUCUUUGAUAAAUAUGAUGAUACUAAAGAGAGCUGAAAGCGUGUCAGUUCAGUAAUUUCUACGUUGCUGCUAUGAUUGUUAGAAAUGUUUGAUUGCUCUGCAGUAUGACUGGGUGAGCUCAUCUUUCUCUCAGCAGAUGGCAUUUAUGAGAAAAUACCAUGGCUUCGUUUUGACUGUGGACCUCAGUUUCUUGUCAGAUUCCAACAGGAAAAUUUUCUUGCUCUUGUGUCUGGGGAGCUCCUCAGGAUGGCAAGUAAAGGACCUACGACUUCUGCAUCAACAAAGAGCUCCAGUGCUGGAGGGACCAGUGGCAGCAGCAGCAGUAAUGGUGCUGGGGACAACACUAAUCAGGACAACACUUUUGAGUGUAACAUCUGUUUAGACACUGCCAAGGAUGCAGUUAUCAGCUUGUGUGGACAUCUCUUCUGCUGGCCUUGUUUACACCAGUGGUUAGAAACCAGGCCAAACAGACAAGUGUGCCCUGUUUGCAAAGCAGGAAUCAGUCGAGAUAAAGUUAUUCCUCUGUAUGGAAGAGGCAGCACUGGACAACAGGACCCCAGAGAGAAAACGCCACCACGACCCCAAGGACAGAGACCUGAACCAGAGAACAGAGGGGGGUUCCAAGGCUUUGGGUUUGGAGAUGGUGGCUUCCAAAUGUCAUUUGGCAUCGGGGCGUUUCCCUUUGGUAUAUUUGCCACAGCAUUCAACAUAAAUGAUGGGCGACCUCCUCCAGCUGUUCCAGGGACUCCUCAAUAUGUGGAUGAGCAGUUCCUAUCCCGCCUCUUCCUGUUUGUGGCUCUGGUGAUUAUGUUCUGGCUGUUGAUUGCGUAAAUCGUUUCCAUUAUUCUGAAUACUCAUAGCCAGAAAGGCUACUGAAACAGUUACAAACUGCUUCCCAUCCCAUUUUAAACCUCCUGGUGUCUGGUUCCGUAGCUAAUGACGGGUUUCAGAAAUUGGUGGUACUGCAGCACAGUGAAGAAUCUCACAUUUUUGCACCACAGUUGGAAAUUAAACAUUGGUUAAAACGUA
Centrocercus urophasianus (Greater sage-grouse) is the source of this 1190-nucleotide messenger RNA. It is a transcript of the gene RNF185, whose product is annotated as ring finger protein 185. Gene Ontology annotation, biological process: ubiquitin-dependent protein catabolic process. The transcript is spliced from 7 exons. NCBI's taxonomy places the organism in Eukaryota, Metazoa, Chordata, Aves, Galliformes, Phasianidae. Gene Ontology annotation, molecular function: metal ion binding; ubiquitin-like protein conjugating enzyme binding; ubiquitin protein ligase activity. The record is from RefSeq and is a predicted model, not a curated record. Bases 408 to 992 code for a protein of 194 amino acids. Gene Ontology annotation, cellular component: endoplasmic reticulum.